Molecule: messenger RNA, 3576 nt
Organism: Cryphonectria parasitica EP155
Lineage: Eukaryota; Fungi; Ascomycota; Sordariomycetes; Diaporthales; Cryphonectriaceae
Exons: 3
Coding region: 1-3576 (1191 amino acids)
Biological process (GO): positive regulation of establishment of bipolar cell polarity regulating cell shape
Cellular component (GO): plasma membrane of growing cell tip
Source: RefSeq, a predicted model, not a curated record
AUGGGACACCACCCUCAAUCGCGACGCCGAGUCGCCCGUCGACGGAGGCAUCCUUCUCCUCUAAUCGCCGUCAAUUUUACCGCCGCCCCCGCCGCCCAUCUUGAUUUGUCGGGCCUUGGACAGGUCGGCAUCGCUGGUGACUUUGCAGGCAUAUCUCUCUAUCAAUACGAGGGCCAGGAUGAGAGCUCCUUCGUUACCAACGGCAGCGAAGCACUGCUAGCUCGCCUGCCCAACGGCGUCCUGGCCUCCGUCGCCCAGGCCGACGCGUCUGUCGAGUCCAUGUGUUCCUUCGUUGCGGACGGGGCUGCACAGGGUGUCAUAAUAGGCGGGAACUUCACGAGUCUGGGUGGCAAGGAGUCUGCGGGCAUUGCCCUUUUCAACCCAAACACCACCGAGGUUACGCCCCUCCCAGGUCUGCAAGGAUCUGUCAACGCUGUUCUUUGCGACAAUGAUACGGUCUACAUUGGAGGCAACUUCAUAGGCGUCGACAACUCCACCAAUGCCGUGUCUUACAUUUCUGGCUCGGGCUUCAAGGCGUUACCCUUUGCCGGCUUCAACGGACCUGUUUCCUCUAUCGCCCGGGCAUCCAACGGCCACAUCAUCUUUGGUGGGUCCUUCACUGGCUUGGGCAAUACGAGCACGCCCAGUGAGCCUGACCAGCAGGUCAUCAACUUGUCUACCGCAAAUAUCACCGCUACUGGUUCUACCACCACGAGCGGAUUCAGCAGCCCCAGCAACAUCAUCUGCAAGACGGGCGAUGUGGAUGCUUCGGGCAGCACCUGGCUGCUCGCCGAUGAUACGCAAGGAUCCUGGGAGGCCAAGAUGGGUUUUGGCUACCGGCCGACGAAAUUACGCCUCUACAACACGCACCAGGAUGGGCGUGGUACCAAGACGUGGCGAUUUACGGCCCUGCCCAUCAAUGGUAUCAUGAAUUUCACCUAUAUCGACCCGUCUACGAAUGAGAACACCACCUGCACCAGCCAAUGUUCCCUGAGCAGUAACUCCAGCAUUACGUAUCAGGACUUCCAUUUCGUCAACGUGAUAGGCAUGAACGGCUUUCGGAUCGACAUUUCGGAUUUCUACGGCAGCGGCGGCGGCCUCGACGGCAUCGAACUCUAUCAAGACGACAUUUUUGCCUAUGCCGUUAGCAAUUUCGACGAGCCGGCCUGUGCUAGCAUCUCUACAGCAUCCAAUGCUACCUCGACCGGUCCUUGGACCGUCUCACCGUCCCUGAAUAGCAACUCAGAGUACCUGACUGCAUCUCUGAGCAGUCCAAUCACAAAUGACUCGGCAACAGUCGUCUUCUAUCCAGACAUUCGGGAGGCAGGCUACUAUACUGUGAACAUGUAUACGCCGGGCUGCCUACAGGACUCUUCAUGCGACUCUCGUGGCCAGGUCCAGCUUUCUGGCACCUUGUCGCCUACGAAGGGUGCUAAUGGCACAAUCAGUGCGUCUUUGUACCAGACCAACGACUACGAUAAGUACGAUCCCAUCUAUUACGGCUACGUCGAGGCCACGUCGAGCUCAUUUAGGCCCGCUGUUACACUUGCGCCUCUAAACGGCCAGCCCCUCACUCAACAGACAAUCGUGGCACAGAAGGUUGGUUUCGUCAUAUACAAUACCACCAGUGGGCUCAAUGGGCUGUUCGAGUAUGAUCCCGCCGUCACUACCUAUAAUUCCACUACUUUCUCAGACUCCGUCUUCGACAGCCUGGGCAUGAACUUCACCAGUGGGUCCACCGUCAAUGCUCUGGCAGCAUCUGGCGACAUUACGUAUAUCGGUGGCAACUUCAGCACGACAAGCUCAAGCAACGUCGUGUCAGUCAAUAGCCAGAGCUCAACAGUACAAACCCUCGCCGGCGGCCUGAAUGGUUUGGUUUCCUCGCUCUACGUCAACGACACCAACCUAUGGGUCGGGGGCUCUUUCGACAAUCUCGAAGCCGGAGGCGUUACUGGUCUCGCCAAUGUGGCGCUUUACGACAUACCAUCAAGCUCGUGGAGCGCUCUUGGUGCUGGAGUCAACGGGCCCGUGUCGGCGGUGGUACCGCUGACCAUGAACAUUUCUAGUACGACGCCUGAGCUUGUCAUUAGCUUGACGGGCAACUUUAGCCAAGUCAACGCAUUCGGAAGCAGUUCAGCCAUUUCUACCAAUGGCUUUGGUGUCUGGGUACCGUCCCAGAACAACUGGCUUGGCAACCUCGAUCUUCCCGUGGAGUACCUGGACGGUGUGCUGACCACAUCUCUCCUCGAUGUCACGGGCAGCGACCCUCUGUAUGCCGGUGCGGUUCUUUCGGCGGAGCUUGCGGCGGUCGAUACACUCGACAACGGCAGUGCCACCGGUGUAUUUGCUGGGGCGUUCCUCAACUCCAACGGCCUCAACCUGACCGUCUUGACAGGCCAUUUCACCGGCACAGGAAGCAACGGCUCCACUAUUAACAAUGUCGCCGUCGUAGAGAAUUCGAAUAGCUCCGUCUCGGGGUUUGUCUCUGGUGUCUCGCAAGACUCGAUAUUCACCGCCGUUGCCAUCCAGGGCUCCACUUUGUUUGCUGGAGGAAACGUGAGCGGAACUAUUGAUGGCAACAGUGUCCGCGGUCUGGUCUCAUUUGACCUCGAGACCAGUGACUAUGGCUCACAGCCACCAGCCCUUGCUGGUGACGAUAGCAUCGUCCAUUCGAUAGCCGUCAGGCCAAACUCUGGUGACGUCUACGUCGGUGGUUCCUUCACAUCAGCUGGCUCCCUUGGAUGUCCUGCGGUCUGCCUCUACAGCACUACCUCAUCGCAAUGGAACCGGCCUGGCAACAACUUGAUGGGCGAGGCUAGAAGCUUGCUGUGGGUAUCCAACAAAAACCUUGUUGCUGGCGGGAAUGUCACCGUCAAUUCGUCGACAAUAUUUCUCGCAUCCUACACUGCCGGCGAUGAAACGUGGGACGCUUACUCUGGUGCGGCUGACCUGCCCGGUCCCGUCGAUAUCAUAACAAUGGGGUCCUCAGACGGCAGUCAAAUUUGGGUGGCCGGCACUGCUUCGAACGGGUCCCUCUAUGUGAUGAAGUAUGAUGGUACCAACUGGAAGUCGCCCGGUCAGAUACUCGGGUCUGGCACAGACCUCCUCUCCAUGCAGAUUUUCUCUCUCACUGAGGCCCAUGAUUCAUCUGACCUGCUGGAGGAGAAGAUGUCGCUCAUGCUGACCGGACGAAUCGUUAUUCCGGGCUUCGGCACAGCGAGCGCCGCAUUGUUUAACGGCACCGCGUUGACCCCAUUCGCCCUCACGACAAACUCGGGUAACAAGGCAGGGACCAUCUCUCGAAUCUUUACCGAGAAGACGGACUUCUUCAGUGGCGAGAGCAGCGGUGGCCUCCCCAUAUACGCCGUCGUUCUGAUAGGAUUGGCCAUCGCUCUCGGCCUGACUUUACUCAUUGUGGUCGCCGGCAUGGCAAUGGAGCGUCUGCGCAAGAAGAGAGAAGGAUACGUGCCUGCCCCAACAUCAACAUUUGACAGAGGAAGCGGCAUGCAGCGAAUACCACCACAAGAGUUACUCGAGUCUCUAGGCAAGGGACGACCAGGAGCACCCACCAUUUAA